Molecule: messenger RNA, 2198 nt
Organism: Candoia aspera
Lineage: Eukaryota; Metazoa; Chordata; Lepidosauria; Squamata; Candoiidae
Gene: SUMF2
Product: sulfatase modifying factor 2
Exons: 9
Coding region: 77-1021 (314 amino acids)
Cellular component (GO): endoplasmic reticulum
Source: RefSeq, a predicted model, not a curated record
UGCUUUGCUGCAAAUUGCUGCCAAAGUCUGGGCGAAAGGAGGGUCCGGUGUCCCCCUGUUCCCCCUCCCCGUGUCAAUGUUCUUCUCGCCCGCUUUGCUAGCGAGUUUCUUGCCCGUCCUGUUGUCUCCCUGGGCGGUGACCGCUGUUGUGAAGGAUGGAGACAUGGUGCAGCUGCCUGGUGGGAAAUUGGAAAUUAGAACCACCUUAUUGGAUGGUGAAAAUGAAGACAGAUCCUUCAGGACCAUCAAACCAUUUGUUAUGGACAAGUAUCCGGUCACCAACAGAGACUUCCGGGAGUUUGUGAAGGACCAGAAAUACAAAACAGAAGCAGAGGAAUUUGGCUGGAGUUUCGUCUUUGAGAAUUUUGUCCCAGAAGAGCUUCAAAAGAAAGUGACACAAAAACUGGAGUCCGCACCAUGGUGGCUUCCGAUUGAGAAAGCAUUUUGGAGGCAGCCUUCAGGUCCUGGAUCCAGCAUCAAAGACAGGCUAGAGUACCCAGUGUUGCACGUGAGCUGGAAUGAUGCCCAGGCUUUUUGCAAAUGGAAUGGGAAGAGGCUACCGACGGAAGAAGAGUGGGAGUUUGCUGCUAGGGGAGGCCUGAAGAACAGAUUGUAUCCUUGGGGAAACAAAUUCCUAGCCAACCGCACAAACCUCUGGCAGGGCAAUUUCCCCAAGGUUGACACAGCUGAAGAUGGCUUCCGCGGAGUAUCACCAGUAGCAGCGUUCCCUCCUCAGAACAACUAUGGCUUAUACGACUUGCUAGGAAAUACUUGGGAAUGGACAUCCUCAGAGUAUCGUCCAAAUGGUCCUGCAUCCCGCCAGCCAGCUCAAAAGAUGUGUGUCCUGCGAGGAGCAUCUUGGAUUGAUACGGUGGAUGGCUCUGCCAAUCACAAGGCUCAGGUUACAACCAGGAUGGGGAACACCCCUGAUUCUUCUUCAGACAACUUGAGUUUCCGAUGUGCCACCAGCCUCAUCAAGCAGCCAACCUUGGAAGCUGUCAGCAAAAAGACCGAACUCUGAAGACAUCACUAAACUCUUUUAAAAAGACCCAGAUCUUUUCUCCUAUGGAGAUGGGUCAGCCUGCAUUUUUGCUGGCAAGACUUUAGGUUUUUUUAAAUAUGAGAUUGAUGAAGGGCAGUAUUAAUGUUUGAGCUAAAAAUGAAUAAUACCUUUCCACUGGCUGUAAUUGUAAUUCAGAUACACAGAUAUUGUUUGUUAUUUGCAGACCACUGGUCCCAUUCUGGAAUGAUCCUAUGCAUGCAACCAUUGUGCUACCUAAGCCAGGAUUGGCUGGGCUCAUUCAUCAUUCUAAGCUAUAUGUUUGCCAUAUGUUUGGCAUAGCAUUUUGUGUAAAUCCAUCUACUAAGAUUUGCAAGCUGUGGCUUGUGGCCAGCAUGCUGUGUUGAUUGAUUAAUAUAAGAAACCCCCAUUAACAAAAUAAUGGUUUGGCAGGAUGCAUAACCUUUUUGGCUCACACUGUGCCUAGGAGCCACAAGGGGCAUGGCUGAGGGUACUGUGAUGUCACUGGCACUGCCCACACCCUUUUUUGAAAAUGUUGCCUAAACCACAGUUGGCUUUCUUCACACAACAUUGUAAGCCAAAAUCAAACAAAUCAUGUUAUGGUUUAGCACUAUGUCAGAAUCCAGCCUCUAAUUCUCUGGGAUUUGGGGCAGAGCUCCAUGUGAUUUGUAAAUCCAUAAAGUGGGUAAAUUCAUUCACCAGUUUAAUGUUAUGUGAACACAGUUACAGAGUGCUUCUCUAGAUGGAUGCUCUGGCUAUGCACUAUUGGUAAUAGCCUAAUUUGCACAAAAUAGUCACAAUAGCUGGGACACACAACACACUAAAUCAAAAUCAAACCACAUUAUGGUUUAGCAUGAUAAGUAAAUCUUUUCUAUGGAUGCAUUUGGUACAUCAGAUUAUUUGCGGGCAAGAGGUCUCAUAAAGUUUGUCUUCCUGCCACCUCCACGUUUUCUUUUCAAAUAGGAUGGGAACAAAAGGAUCCCCAGUUGUUCCAGGGCUGAAAAAAAAUCGCAUCUGCUUAACAGUGGAGAGAACUGAAGCUAGUUGGAGCCUGCAGUAGUUCUGAGACAGGAUCAUGGCCGAUUUGGGAUAAUGUUGUGUCAAGUUUGGAUGAAGUCUGAGAAUCCACAUGUCACAAUCCAAUCAUGUUGAAUAAAUAAAACACAUUUAUUGAUAA